Messenger RNA from Dicentrarchus labrax (European seabass), 3200 nucleotides. RefSeq names its product long-chain fatty acid transport protein 2-like. The transcript is spliced from 10 exons. Gene Ontology annotation, molecular function: long-chain fatty acid-CoA ligase activity; long-chain fatty acid transmembrane transporter activity. The record is from RefSeq and is a predicted model, not a curated record. Lineage: Eukaryota; Metazoa; Chordata; Actinopteri; Moronidae. Bases 281 to 2119 code for a protein of 612 amino acids.
UCGUUAAUCCACUGUGGUUCAUAUGAAGGUCUCUAACAUAGAAGGAAACUCAAAGAGUGAACAUAAUGGUUUAUAUUCUUUAAAUCAUUGAUUUUAAUCAUUUGGUUAUUCAGUUUGUUUUAUUGUAAAUAUUGUAUAACCCUUGAUAUGAUCUCCGCGCUCCUCCUCCUCCUCCUGCUCCUCCUCAUAUCUUUUAGCCCCGACCUCUUUUUUCCUCCUCCAGAAGGUGAUAAAACUUUCAUUCACACCGUCUGUGGUUUAAAGUUCUCCACAGGUAAACAUGCUCGUCUGGAUAGUGUUUGUCGCUGUGCUUAUUUUUGCCUUUGUAUUCCGUCAUCCUCACUUUCUCCAGGAUGUCAAAUUCGUGCGCUCUAAAUUAAAACUAAGCUGCCUUAUCCAAAAAUACAAUCAGACUAAUUUCUCCAUCAUGGACCGGUUCUCGGAGGCGGUGAAGGCGCAGCCGCACAAGCCGUUAAUUCUCUAUAAAGAGGAGACUUUCACGUACCGGGAGGCGGAUGAGCUCAGCAACAAAGCCGCAAGAGUCUUCCUGCAGAGCGGCCUUGGGAAGGGAGACACCGUUGCGCUCUUCCUCGGGAAUGAGCCGACGUUUCUGUGGCUGUGGUUGGGUUUGGGGAAGAUCGGGUGCCCCGCUGCGUUACUCAACUACAACAUCAGAUCCAGAUCUCUGUUGCACUGCUUCAGCUGCAGCGGAGCCAAAACCCUGGUGGCUUCAGAAGAGUUACAGGAUGCUGUGGAGGAGGUCCUGCCCAGUCUGUUGGAGCAGCAGGUUACAGUUUUCAUCCUGGCUGACAGAUGCAGAACUGCAGAUGUGCAGAGCUUCAAAGACAAAAUGAGCCAGGCCUCCUCUGAGCCUAUAUCCAAAGAUUUAAGGUCACAUGUAACCUUGCAGAGUCCAGCAGUCUACAUAUACACAUCAGGGACAACAGGUUUCCCUAAAGCAGCAGUGAUCACUCACUCCAAACUGUGGAGCCUCUCUUUGCUUCUGACUAUAACAGGAGUGAAGCCCGAAGACGUGAUUUAUGUUAGCCUCCCUCUCUAUCACAGCACCGGCUUACUUGGUUUCACUGGAGCCAUUGACAGGGGUAUCACAGUGGCUUUAAGGAGUAAAUUUUCUGUAUCUCAGUUCUGGGACGACUGCAGAAAAUACAACGUCACUGUCAUACAGUACAUAGGUGAAAUUAUGCGUUACCUCUGCAACACACCAAAGAAACUCAAUGAUCGAAGCCACAAAGUCAGACUUGCGAUAGGCAACGGGAUUAGGCCAGAUGUUUGGAGGGACUUCAUCAGCAGGUUUGGAAACGUUCAAAUCAGAGAGUUUUAUGGAGCAACAGAAGGGAACUUUGCUCUGAUAAAUUACAGCGGCAAGAUUGGAGCUGUUGGUCGACAUACCUUCCUCCUCAAGUGGUUUUUCCCGUACAGUCUGGUCAAGUACGACGUAGACAAAGAUAUGCCUUUGAGGGAUUCUGCUGGUUUCUGCAUAGAGGCUGCUAAAGGUGAACCUGGACUUCUGGUAUGUGAAAUAUCAAUCAGAGCACCGUUCUCGGGUUACGCGAAAGACCUGCAGCAAACUGAGAAGAAGAAGCUCCAUAAUGUCCACAAGAAAGGAGACAUGUACUUCAACACCGGUGACCUGCUGAGCAUUGAUGACGACAAUUUCAUCUACUUUCAGGAUCGAGUUGGAGACACUUUCAGAUGGAAAGGAGAGAACGUGUCUACAAAUGAGGUGGCUGACGUCAUCACACGGGUAGACUGCAUUAAAGAAGCCAACGUGUAUGGAGUUGAAGUGCCAGGUCUGGAGGGGAGAGCUGGAAUGGCUGCCAUUACUUUAAGUGAAGGACAGAGAUUUGACUCCGCAGGUGUUUUUAAACAUGUCAAAAACUUCCUGCCGGCAUACGCGAGGCCACGUUUUCUGAGGAUUCAGAGUUCCUUGGACGUUACAGGCACGUUUAAGCAUAUGAAGGGGAAGCUGGUGGGGGAGGGUUUCAACCCAAAUAAAAUAACAGACCCACUCUACUUCCUGGAUGAAGAAGACAAUAAUUACGUCCCACUUACGCUGGACUUAUUCCAUUCAGUUAUAUCAAGGAAGAUCAAAAUUUAAAGUGGCUUUCCUUUUGUUCUUGUUUGAGAGAUAUUAAGAAAAGGUCACUCGUGGAGUUUGUAAUCACUGUGUUGUAUCAGUUAGAAUAAAAGACGCUUCAGAGGUUUCCUGUGCUUCAGUGGAAAGCUGUACAGGUUUACACUUGAGUUGAAUGUGGUUUGUAGACUAACAGAGUAACAUACAUUAAGUAUAAUAUAACACAAUACAACUUACAUUAGUUACAAUCAAAGUCCUAUACAUGUUGUCCACAGGGUAUCAAUACAACAUCAAAUGCAGAUGUAAUUAAUAUUGAAAGAGAAUAACGUGGACGGCUUUGAUGAUUAAGUAAGAGGGCUGUUUGUUGUAGUAAAGUAUUAACUUCUAAGACUCACAUAUAAUAAUAAUAAUAAUAAUAAUAAUAAAAUAAAACUGCAAAUACAUGUUAAUUCAACAUUACAAUGAGAGCGAGUAUGUUUAAAGUUACAGGUCAAGUAACCUCCUCCUUGCACUGUCUGCUAAGCCACAUGAUGCCGUUUAGUCUAGUAAGUCAAAUUAUGAUUAAUUAUAGUGCACACAUAGUCAUGUGGAAUGACUAUAUAAAUAUAAUAUUUAGUAUAAUUACAUUGGAUAUUUGAAUGAUAUAUGUGCACAAAUACCAAUCAUAGCUCAAAACAUUGCUAAAUUUGUCUGAAUUAAAAAAGUCAGAAGUGGUACUAAAUGAAGAGCUGUCAGAUUUGAAAGAGCUGGUUUUUAUAGGCAAGUUGAGUCAAAAUGCCAAGAAGCUGAUUGGCUCCUGACGUACAUGUGUAACGCUGUCUAACGAAAUUGAGGGGGGCUACUGUACUUGAACUCCAUGUGACCUGCAAGUCUUUUACCCACCUGUUUGCACUGUAGCACUCCCUAUGUGAUGUCUUCUCUUUAUCUCUUUACUUCUGUGAUUUCAACAGUUAUUUUAUAUAUAAAAUGACUAUAAUCCUCCUUCAGAGAGCAUGUUUGAGCUUGUUGCACUGCGCUGUGACUCAUAAUGUAUGCAUUGAUAGCUUCACUUAGGAGUUAAUAAAUAAUAUUAGAAUAAUAAUAAUAAAUAUAAAAUUAAUACUUA